AUGUUCGCAAGUCUGUUGGAGAUGCCAAAUACCAAGGCAAAAGUAUCCAAAGGAUGGUGGAUAACUUGUAUAAUAUAUGAAAAUUUUUACCAAUGCUAUGUGUCGUAUUCAUCUGAAGCCCGUAGCAAAAUACAAUCAAGGAAUACGAAAGGCACCGAGUGUCUUUCGACCUAUAAAAACUAUGCCCUUUCUAACAAUUUUACAUGUAAGAUUAAGGACAGAAAAUUUGCCAUCUUUCAUCCUGCCUGUUCAAAAACCGAUGUCUGCUGUAGCAAGCCUUCUUCUCAUCAAGAAAGAAUAUUUCUUCUUACUAUUGAGGAUGGCACAAUUUCAGAAACAAUAUUGGAAAACCUGGCCAAGUCUUGUGACACUCAGAAGGGAACAAAUGAUAAAGUGGCAGUAGUUAGAAAGAUGGCUCCUUGUUUUCCCGAGGUGUUUAUUGUGAAUUCUACGUACAAAACAAACUGCAUAAAGACGACAUUGAUUUGUGUAGAGGGUGCCAGAAACCUCUGUGGAGAAAAGUUAUGUCUGGCUUUAAUAGCCGCUGAAAGCAAAUGCGUUGGAGAAUAUUGA
Messenger RNA from Phycomyces blakesleeanus NRRL 1555(-), 573 nucleotides. RefSeq lists its product as hypothetical. Bases 1 to 573 code for a protein of 190 amino acids. The record is from RefSeq and is a predicted model, not a curated record. The transcript has 4 exons. NCBI's taxonomy places the organism in Eukaryota, Fungi, Mucoromycota, Mucoromycetes, Mucorales, Phycomycetaceae.